Messenger RNA from Rotaria sp. Silwood2, 4731 nucleotides. Lineage: Eukaryota; Metazoa; Rotifera; Eurotatoria; Philodinida; Philodinidae. The record is from the annotation of a GenBank genome assembly.
AUGGGUAGUGGAUCUACAAAAAUUUUAUCAUAUGAGGAAGCUUCAAAACGAUUUUUUCAAACUGAUUUAGAACGUAUUGAAAUAACAUUUCGGGAGUUAACAAAUGGAACAAAUGAACUUAGUUAUACAAAUUUUAAACGUGAUGUUUUUGCUAAUUUUUUACCUGAAAAAUUAGUUAAUCGUCUUUAUCAACUUUAUAUGAAUUCAUCUCGAACAGGAUUAUCUUAUAAAGAUCUUAUUUGUUGCUUGGGAUUGAUCUAUUAUGGUACACAAAAAGAACGCAUGCAACUUCUUUAUGCAAUAUUUACUCAAACAGGAAUAUUAUAUUGGUAUGAUGUUGAAGAAUUUCUUCGUCUAUGUGGUGAUCAAUUACCUAAAGAACUUGAAAAUUUUUUUCAAAAAAAUGAAAUAGUCACCCAAGAGAAAUUUCUUCAAUGGUUAGAACACAAUCAAGGUCAUACAACAACAAUAACAGAUUGGCUUAUGGAUGAACAACGUUUAUUUGAAUUAUUAACAUAUACAAACGAUAGAAUUUAUGAUCAAUAUUCCAUACUUGCCGGUGUUACACAUUGUACACAACAACAAAUAACACCACAAAUAUUUUCUAAUAUAAUAUCAUCGGUUCUUCCAUCUAUAUUAAUAUCGUCAGUUUUUGAAGCUUUCGAUGAAAAUCAAGAUGGAUGUAUUGAUUUCAAAGAAUUUGCUUGUGGAAUUAGUGCUGCUUGUCGUGGUCCACAAUGUGAAAGAUAUAAAUUUCUCUUUCGUGUAUUUGAUCGUGAUCACGAUGGUGUACUCAAUUAUUCUGAUAUUAUUUACAUGACAUCGUGCCUUAUUGAAAUUGCUCAAUUUGUUUAUGCAUCUGAUAUGCAUGUAAAAACUUCGCAUGAAUUAUAUGCUGAUAUGACUUCAGAAACAAAUCAAUCAAUAUUGAAACCAGAAGAUUUUUUACUAUGGUGCCAAAAAGAUAGAUUAAUUAUCGAAUUACUUGAUCUUAUUUUUCAAAUUUGUCAUGUUGUACUUGGUUUACGACCAUCAUCACAACAAGAUGAAUUAACUAUUGUAAAACAUUUUCUUCAACGUGAAAAAUAUCCACUUAAUGAAUCAGAAGUAGCAUAUAAUCGUGCAACAUCAAAACCUGGUGCAUCAUGGUUUCUUAUUUCAAUGGAUUGGUGGCUUAGAUGGGAAACAAUAUGUUCUUCGUCGAUUAUAAAUAGUAAUGAAUUAAAAAAUAAAAAAAUUUCAUCAAUUAAAUCGAAUAAAACUGAUAAUAAAAAUGAACAUGGUGAUAUUGAUAAUAGUUCAUUAAUAGAAAAAAUUAUUUCAAAUGAUUGUGUUCAACUUAAAACAAAUCUUCGUCGUGGAAUUCAUUUUGAAAUGAUACCUGAAUUAUUAUGGAUAUUUUUACGUAAAUAUUAUCGUUGUAAUGGACCUAUUGUAUGUCGAAAAGUAACAUAUAGAAAAAAUCUUAAUAAACCUGAACUUGAUCUCUAUCCGUUAACUAUAAAAAUUUAUCGUAAUCGAAUACUUUCAUCACAACAAAUGGAAGUAAUAGCAGCAAAUAAAAAUAAUAAUAACAAUAAUAAUAAUAAUAAUAAUUCAACACAUUUUGCUUAUCCAUUACUUAAUUAUGUUUCAGCAAGCAUGUUUGGUUCAACUAAUUCUUCAACUUCCAUGACAUCAAAUACACCUCGACAUCAUUUAGUUUGUUCAUAUUUUGUUAGUCAAUAUCAAACAGUUCGAUCACUUGCUGAAGAACUUUCAAUUAAAUUUGGAAAACCUUUCGAUGAAAUAAGAUUAUGGAUGAGAUUUAAUGAAAAUGAUCUUCGACAAAUAGAUUUUGAAUCUAUAGAUGAAAUAACAUGUCAAGAAGCAGGUUUUAAUCAAAACAGUGAAAUUUUAUUAGAAAUACGUAAUAAUGAUUUAACAUGGCCUGAAGAACUUUAUACAUUAGCAACACGUUCAAAAGCAUUAGCAGUAUCAACAUUAUCAAUAAAUAAUUCAAUAGGAAAUGUUGAUGAAGAAGGACGUGGUCAAAUAGGCCUAUCAAAUUUAGGCAAUACAUGUUUUCUUAAUGCUGCUGUACAAUGUCUUAGUCAUUCAUUUCCAUUAACAUUUUAUUUUCUUCAUAAAUAUCAUUUAUUUGAAAUAAAUAAAGAUAAUCCAAUUGGAAUGCAAGGAAAUAUAGCUUUAUGUUAUGGACAAUUGAUUGCUAAACUUUGGGGAAAUGUUCGUGGACCAUUAGCACCAUUUGAAUUAAGAGGUUCAGUUGCAAAAUUUGGUUCAUCACGUUUUACAGAUUUUCAACAACAUGAUUCACAAGAAUUUCUUUCAUUUUUACUUGAUGGUUUACAUGAAGAUCUUAAUCGUGUUCAUGAUAAACCAUAUGUUGAACUUAAAGAUAGUGAUGAUAGACCAGAUGAAGAUGUCGCAAAUGAACAUUGGUCCAAUCAUUUAGCACGAAAUUCAUCAAUUAUUGUUGAUUUAUUUCAUGGUUUACUUCGUUCACAAGUUAAAUGUCGAAUAUGUCAAUUAAAAAGUGUUCGAUUUGAUCCAUUUAAUAUUCUUUCAUUACCAUUACCGAUAGAUACGUCAGUUUACAUUGAAGUUAAACUUAUUCGUCUAAAUGGUUUAAAACCAAUUCGGUAUGGUAUUAAACUUGAUGGUGAAUUAACAGUUGAUCAUAUAAAAAAACAAUUAUCUAUCUUAUCAUCAUUAUCAAUUGAACAAAUUGGAUUUUUUGAUGUCACAAAUCCAUCAUAUCUUCGUCGUUAUACAUUAAUGGAUUCUAAUCAAACAAAAAUAAAACAAUUAAAUAUUCGUGAUUUUGUUGCAUAUGAAUUACCAUUAAUACAAUCUAUUGAUAAUAAUAAUAGUUUAUCAUCAAUAUCAUAUAUUAUAGCUCUACAUCGUCGAUUAGAACGUCAAGAACGUUAUUUAUCACCUUUAACACGUCAAAAAAUUUUAUUUUUUGGUCUACCAAUAAUUAUACCAUAUAAUGAAAAUGAUUCAAUAAAAAUAACAAAUAAAUAUAUAUAUGAAAAUAUAUCAAAACAAUUAGAACGUUUAUUAAGAAAGAAUUCUGAUUUAACAUCGAAAUCAAAUCAUGCACUUGAUUGUGAUGAUUCACUUGGUGAACGUUAUCCAUUUAUAUUAAAACAUGUUAAUGAAGAUGGAAAACGAUGUUCAAUUUGUCCAUGGAAUCGUUUUUGUAAUGGUUGUUCAUUUGAAUCGAAUAAUAAUGAAUUUUUACAUACACGUGGAAAUAUAGCUAUUGAAUGGGAAUCAUCUGCUUAUUAUCUUCGAUAUUUAUCUGGUCGGGAACAAGAUGUUGAAAUUCAUUCAAGUGUAAAAUCAUUUCGAGCAGGAAAUAGUACUGAUUCAAAUAAUGAUGAACCAUUAUCAAUAAUUACACUUGAAGAUUGUCUUGAAGCAUUUAUUAAUUGGGAAAAUCUUGAUCAUAAAGAAAUGUUCAAUUGUAAACGAUGUAAAAAAUUACAACCAGCUGAUAAAAAACUUGAUAUUUGGAAAUUACCACCAUGUUUGAUUUUCCAUAUAAAACGUUUUCAAUUAUCAAAUAAUCGUUGGAUAAAAUCGUCUCGUUCUGUUCGUUUUCCUAUUCGUUCAUUUCAUCCAUCAAAAUAUCUUCCUCCACGUUCAUCAAGUACUAGUUCAUUAUCAACUUCUUCUAUUGAAGAUAAUCUAAGUACUUCAUCAUCUUCAUUAUCAUCAAUAACAACAACAACAACAACAGAUAUUGUAUCAUCAUCUUCUGUUGACAAUAUUCUCAUAUCAUCUUCUUCGUGUUUGACUAAUGGAAAUAAUCUUCGUUCAAAGCAAAAUUAUUCUAAUAUAGGACUACCACCACCCGAAUCAUUAGAUGAAUUAGCAAAAAAACAGAAAACUGGAUUUGGUCGACGAAAACACAAAAAUGAAAUUCAAAAUGAUAAAUCUAAUAUUCCAUGUCCACCAAAAUUUGUACAAAUGAAUGAUCAAAUAGUUAAUUCAGCUGAUAAUAACUUCGAUGCUGAUAAUACUACUUAUAAUCUUUAUGCAUUCGUUUGUCAUUAUGGAGUCAUUGGUGGUGGUCAUUAUGUAGCAUUUGUUAAAAAUCAUAUCAAUCAACAAUGGUAUUGUUUUAAUGAUAGCUCGUGCAAGCCUGUUUCAGAAAGUUUUCUUGAACAAUGUUCAUCAUCAGCUUAUUUAUUAUUUUAUGAACGUGAAUGCCUUGAUCAUCGUUGUUAUAUGCCUAAUGUUGAAGGUAAAAAUCAAGUAGCUAAUGAACUUUCAUUAACUGGCGAUGAUCCUACCAUAUCUCAAGAAGGUGUUGCAUGGUUUCAAAAUUUAGCAGAAGUUGAUCCAUAUGGUAUUUUACCAUUAGGCUUUCUUAUACCUAGUCUUAUAGGAAUUAGUUUUAACUCAAUAGAAAAACCAGGUUUAGCAAAUCCACGAUUUAUAUCAGCUGGUAGAAUUCAACGUGGAAUUACUCGAACUAUAGUUAUUGGUUUUACUUUAAUUGCAUUUAAAUUACCCGCUGGUAUUGUUCUGUUUUGGACAUUAAAUAGUAUAUUACAACUUUCUCAAACAAUUAUUUUUGAAUUACCACGGAUACGUAACAUGUUAGGUCUUCAACCAUCUCGAUUUGGUUCUCAACCUGUUCGACUUCGAUGGACUAUAUGGACAAAUAAAUGGUCAUUUUUUUUUCGAACACUUAAAUGGUAUUCAAAAUUAUAA